GACACUGGAAUGACUGAGGUUUUUUUGUCUUUGUUUUCCUCUCUUCCAUUUCGUUUCUUCUUCGUUCCUUCAUACACCGCUGCCCUCUUCCAAACCUCUCUCUCAGUCUCAACCAUCACGUUACGCCUCUCUGCCGCCGCUCUUCUCUCAGCCUCUCUCAGUCGCCGCCGUCACGCAGAGCUCAAACUUAAAACUCCCAAACAGCAAAUCAGGAAAGAACGCUACCCAGACAAAUCGUUUUAUACAGUAAGGCGCAAAAUGUUUGGUAUUUCGUACGGAGAGCUCUUCCUCUUGAUCGGAGCUACAGCUGCUCUAGUCGGACCGAAGGAUUUGCCUAGAAUUGCUAGAACAGCAGGGAGGUUAGCGGGUCGGUCAAUCGGGUAUGUUCAGUUAGCUAGAGGCCAAUUCGAUAAUGUUAUGCAGCAGUCUCAAGCCCGCCAGGUUCAUAAAGAACUUCAAGAUGCACUUGCACAACUAGAGUCGAUUCGUUAUGAAGUCCGGAGUAUAUCACUUAUGAAUCCCGGUCCUAUGGCUCGAAGGCUGAUGGAUAAUCCUCAAGACCCGGCUCCUCUGAGUGAUGGGGCCAACAGUUCACUUGAGAAGCCUAAGGAGGAGCUGAAGUCAAGAAAUACUGUGGCGAAGGAUGAUACUUUCAGAACCUCAGACUCACCUAAUUUGCAUAGUCAAGCAACUGCGUAUGCAAAGUUGGCUGAAUCUGAGGCUGUGAAGACUGGCUCUUUGAAGAGCAGUGCAGAACAAGAAAACCUUAAAGAUGAAAGUGGUCUUUUCACUGUCCUCCCAAUUUCAGCUGAAAGCACUGGGAUGCUACCAAAUCGCAAAGAGAAUGUUAAGGGAUCAGACAUUGUGUUGGAAGCAAUAGCUGAAGCAGAGGUAGCACGUAAUGCCAAAGAUUUCUUUUCACAGCCCGAAAACCAAAUACAGUGAACUGGAAAGGUGGUGUUUGAUUCAAAGGAAUUAACUGCAAUGGAAUGCAAUCAUUGCUAUUGAAAGCUCCAUUACAAUGUUCGUUUUGGCAAUAUGACUCUUGAAAGCCCAUUCCUAUAACUGUUGACCAUUUCCAAAAUAAAAUGGGUGGAAAGCCCGUUCGAACAUGACGCCCAUUGGAUGAAACCAAUCUACAGAAUGAUAUUAGUUUCUAGAUUUGAGUCUAUAAUUCUUGUUCUGUUGCAGAUAAGUCUUUGAUCAAGCAUGUAUAUCAUCCCUGUAAAGAACACCAACAUGGCAAUAUCAUAUCGAGUUAUUAAUGCAAUCUACAAAUUUGACAUUCCUAUGUAGAAAUAAUGAAGGUAUUGUAAACUGUAAUGUGAUAUGAUUUGUCGCAUUUUAUGGCUAUGAUCUGUUUCUGAAUGCCUUUUAUCUUAUUCCUUGGAUUUUUUAGAGGUAAAAAUGUCCAAGUUCAUUUGCUUUUCCUGUCAAGAUUUAGAGGUCAAAAUGUCCACCCUCGUUGUCCGUACCUCUCUAACCUCUCUCCUCCCAUUUUCUUAAGUUGCAAUGCAAUUUCUCAUCCCUAAUCGAACUUCCAUCUUUAA
This is a messenger RNA of Prunus avium (sweet cherry), 1550 nucleotides long. NCBI's taxonomy places the organism in Eukaryota, Viridiplantae, Streptophyta, Magnoliopsida, Rosales, Rosaceae. The record is from RefSeq and is a predicted model, not a curated record.